Messenger RNA from Triticum urartu, 2416 nucleotides. The record is from RefSeq and is a predicted model, not a curated record. Lineage: Eukaryota; Viridiplantae; Streptophyta; Magnoliopsida; Poales; Poaceae.
ACUGUUGUUUCGGCAGAGUAGUACUACUAAUUAAUGGCAGCUGGAUUGAAUCACCUAGUGGUCUUUUGGAGUGGACGGGGAAUCCAUAUCACGGUGGCGGUGAGCUUCGCAGUGCAGGUCACGCUUCAGCUCUUGGCAGAUAUUCGUCGACGCGCAGACUGGCCCAUGCUAAGGGCUAUCAUUUGGUCAGCGUACAUGCUGGCGGACACGACGGCCAUAUACGCCCUGGGUCACCUGUCCGUGGUUGUCACUUUGCCCGAGCACGGCCUUUUGGCGCUCUGGGCGCCGCUGUUGCUGGUGCACCUUGGUUGUCAAGAUAACAUCACCGCCUAUUCCAUCGAGGACAACCGGCUGUGGCUCCGUCACCUUCAGGCUUUCGGAGUGCAGCUCCUCGCAGCUGGCUAUGUGUUGUAUGCGUCCUCCAUUCUCUUACACCCGUCCUUGCUCCGCUCGGCCGCCAUCCUCAUGUAUGUGUUCGGGGUUCUCAAGUACGGGGAAAGACUAGGGGCGCUCAUUGGUGCCAACAGCUGUGCCAGUAGCAACCUAGUCAUCACCAGCUACAUGGAUUAUGGCGCUGAGCCGGCGGCUGGUUUUCCUGCAGACUACUAUCCUGAGGAAAUGGUACAGGAAGUCAACGAGCUAGUCAUAGCUUACUCACUGUUGGACAUCCCCAAGAAAAUGUUUGAGGGACCGACACGUUAUGUGAAAAUUGAGAACGAGACACGUUAUGGAGGAGCCUUUAUGUUGGAAGUGGUCGGGAUGCAGCUCACGAUGAUGUACGACCUCUUGUACACCAAGGCUGCGGUGGUGCACACCUGGUAUGGCUUUCUCGUCCGUCUCAUCUCGCUACCUUUUACUGUGGCUGCACUCCAGUUGCUCUAUGCAUUGAGCGACGAAGAUGGUUACAGAAGAGCAGAUGUCAUUGUGACCAAAGUUUUGCUCAUUGGUGCAGUUGUCCAGGAGGCCAUUUCAGUGCUGAGGUUCAUGUUCUCCAUGUGGUCAGCCGCACUGCUGCAUGAAAGAAAAUGGUAUUUGCUUGGCAGGUUGGCUCAGACACCUGAACUGAUCUUCUCCAAAUUAGUCUCGCAAAUUGCACGAAGUGAACAAACCUACUGGUCGGGCCACAUGCGCCAACAUAGCUUGUUUAAGGUGUCCCAUCACACUAAACACAGCAAAGGCAGCAGAAUCGCAAAAAGGAUGGGACUGGAGGACCUGUGGGAUUCAACCUUCUACUCCUGGUCCACUCGUGUCCCCAGAGAUAUCAUUCGCAUGGUGUUGGUCCUAGUGUCGACAACUGAAGCCAGACAGGUCGUUCCAUUACCUAAUGGUAUUGGAACUGAAGCCGGGCAGGGUGCUCCGUCUCAUGGUACCGGAACUGAAGCUAGGCCGGUUGGCAUCGAGAAAUCACGGGGCCGGGAUGCCCUAUGGAGACACAGCAUUUCCUUAGGGAAGGACCUGGCAUGGAGCGUGGAGCUGGAUCUGGAUGAGAGCAUCCUCGUGUGGCACAUCGCCACUCAUGUCUACAUCAAGUGGUACCGGGAAAAUAUUCCGAGUGGCACAACAAUGGAUGAGACGGAGAAAAUUCGGGGUCUUUUUGACGCAACAGACGCUCUCUGCAAUUACAUGUUUUAUCUGCUGGUCGGCCGGCCCUACAUGCUGCCUUACCCUGUUACUCGUCAGAGGUAUGUCCAGCUGUGCCAUGAUUGUAACACUCGUCUGAGAAAAAGACUCUACGUCAAUGCCCUGCUCGGUGCCAUAUUGGAACAGAAGGAUGCUUUGAUCAGAGGAUCUCCAAUUCAACCAAAUGCUGAUGGAGGCAUUACUGGUGUUUCUCAGAGCGGAGGCACUGCUCAGCCGUCGGUCAAUAAUAUAGGGGAGUCGAUCAACAACACACUUGACCUCGGAUGUAAGCUUGCGGCACAGCUGCUCAACACAGCGCAAAGAGAUGCUGGGGAUGCUCUUAGGUUACUGGAGAUGGUCUUUGAAGUGUGGGUGGAGAUGCUAUGCUACACGGCCUACAACUGCAACGAGAAAUCUCAUGCCAAAAAUCUGACAAACGGUGGUGAGCUCAUGACCAUCGUUUCCCUUAUGAUGGUAUACAAGUCAAACGGUUUUAUCAAAGACAAAAGCCGCCGCCGCCGGCACUAGUUCUUCCUCUUAAUUGGACCAAGUAGUACGCGUCCUGCCAAAUUGGAUGGGGGUGCUCGCAUCUAUCUUUUGAAACAAGUCUACAUCUCCAACGGUAUUUACUAUGCAUGCAGUCGUCUCGAAUAAUCGCUUGCUUCUUGUGGUUGUUAAUUCAACCAAGUCCUCGUCGAUGAUGAUUUGCACUGGACAGAUGUUGUACUAGGUUUCAUUUCCACUGAAUUUUGCAUUUUCUGCAGCCAUUCCACAAAGCUGUAAAACAAAUAUCUAC